Molecule: messenger RNA, 2415 nt
Organism: Fraxinus pennsylvanica
Lineage: Eukaryota; Viridiplantae; Streptophyta; Magnoliopsida; Lamiales; Oleaceae
Source: the annotation of a GenBank genome assembly
AUGGCGAUGUUUUCUCGGACAGACACGAAUAGGAGCCUGGAGAGCCUGUUGGACACCGACAAAGCCGUGCAAGGGAACAAGAACAUGGUCCGGCAGCCUAUGCGGAAGCAUGUUCCUGGACAUGGUCUUGAGUUCAACAACUUAUCUUAUAGCAUCAUGAAGAAGCAGAAAAAAGAUGGGGUUUGGAUUCAGAAGGAAAUUUAUCUUCUUAAUGAUAUUUCGGGGCAGGCCAUGAGGGGAGAAGUUAUGGCCAUCAUGGGGCCUAGUGGUGCCGGAAAAUCGACUUUUCUUGAUGCUUUAGCAGGACGUAUUGCUCAAGGGAGUCUUGAAGGUUCUGUCAGAAUCGACGGCAAACCAGUAACAACUAGCUAUAUGAAGAUGAUUUCAUCUUAUGUGAUGCAAGAUGAUCAGCUCUUCUCCAUGUUGACAGUUUAUGAGACAUUUUUGUUUGCAGCAGAAGUUAGGCUUCCACCUUACAUAACCACUGCUGAAAAGAGGAAAAGAGUCUUUGAACUCAUUGAUCAGCUCGGCUUAACGAGUGCAACUCAUACAUAUAUUGGCAAUGACGGAACAAGAGGAGUCUCGGGUGGAGAAAGACGAAGAGUGUCUAUUGGGAUUGACAUAAUUCACAAACCAUCCCUUCUAUUUCUUGAUGAGCCUACAUCAGGUCUUGAUUCGACUAGCGCUUUCAGCGUCGUAGAAAAGGUUAAGGACAUCGCACGUAGUGGUAGCAUAGUUCUCAUGACAAUCCACCAGCCUUCCUUCAGAAUUCAAAUGCUCCUGGACCAUAUCACUGUCCUAGCAAGGGGGAGAUUGGUAUAUAUGGGAAGUCCAACUGCACUUCCUGGAUUUCUUACUGGAUUUGGCAGACCAGUUCCAGAUGGUGAAAACAGCCUAGAGUAUCUCCUAGAUGUAAUCAAAGAGUACGAUGAAUCAACUAUUGGACUCGAUCCGCUAGUGGCGUAUCAACGUGAUGGCAUCAAACCAGACCAAGUGGCUCGAACCCCAGUUCCAAAAACACCAAGAAGGCUUAAAAAUCCUGUUACUCCUCAUCAGAGCAAGAGCCCCUGGUCGAAGCACUUCAAUCUCCGAAGUAGCCAAUUCUCGAGUGGAAAUAUGACACCUACUGGAGGUUCUGGACAGUUUAGUUACAAUGAAGGUGGUGAUAAUGACGAGAAUUUUGAUAACUCCUUGGAACGAAAGACGGCUCAAACACCUAGAAGCAUAGUUAGCGGAGUACAUAAUCCUCGUUUGGCUUCUCACUUCUACAAAGAUUUUUCAGUUUGGCUCUACAAUGGUGUCACAGCAACUCCUCGCCGCCCCCCUACUUGGACUCCAGCACGAACUCCAAUAUCCAGUUCAAGAAGUCAAAUUGUAAGCAGAUACUCAAGUCCUGCACAUGCUCGGACUCCAGUAGUCUACAGCCAAGCACCUGAACCCUAUGCUGCUUCUUACGAAGAAUUUGACAUUGAAGUACUUGAUGAGCCAGAGCACAUGCACAAAUUUGCAAAUCCAUGGCUUCGUGAAGUGGCUGUCCUAUCAUGGCGCACUGCACUCAAUGUAGUACGCACCCCAGAACUUUUCUUAUCUCGUGAGAUUGUCUUAGGAGUAAUGGCUCUUGUUCUGUCUUCCCUUUUCAAAAAUUUGCACCAUACCUAUAUCAAAACUAUCAACCAACUUCUCAAUUUCUAUAUCUUUGCCAUUUGCCUGGUCUUCUUUUCUUCAAAUGAUGCUGUCCCAACUUUUAUCCAAGAAAGAUUUAUCUUCAUACGAGAGACCUCUCACAAUGCAUAUCGUGCUUCUUCUUAUGUCAUCUCGUCCCUCAUAGUUUACCUCCCAUUUUUUGCGAUACAAGGCUUCACAUUUGCUGCAAUUACAAAAUUCAUCCUUCGUCUCAAUGGUAGCCUUACCUCGUUCUGGCUAAUCCUUUAUGCCUCACUCAUAACGACAAAUGCUUACGUGAUGCUAGUCAGUGCAAUGGUUCCAAGUUACAUAACCGGUUAUGCUGUUGUCAUAGCCACUACAGCUCUCUUCUUCUUGACUUGUGGAUUCUUCUUGAAAUUAUCCCAAAUUCCAGGUUACUGGAAAUGGCUUCAUUACAUUUCUGCAAUCAAAUAUCCAUUCGAGGCAUUGCUGAUAAACGAGUUCAAGGGAAAAAGAUGUUACGAUGGCAAUCCUGAGGAUCUUUCGCCUGGCCCUCUGGGAGAUGUGAAAAUCAGCAAACUGCACAACACGACAUUGACAACUUUGGGACCAAACUGCAGUUUGAUUGGUGAAGAUGUUCUGUUUUCCAUGGAUAUUCAUAAGAUUGAGAAUAUUUGGAUUGACAUUGGCAUUUUGCUCGCAUGGGGAGUGCUCUAUCGACUCUGCUUCUAUGUAGUUCUUAGAUUUUAUUCCAAAAACGAGAGAAAAUGA